AUGGAAAUAAAGGAGGAAAAGACACCAGAAGAAGGGCAGCAUUUUCUUCCACCAACCCCAGCAACUGAGAUGGGAGAACUCCAGUUCACAAGUAUACAGAAGGGUUCAAGUGAGCCUAAGCUGGAAUUUAGCCUAGCAUGCAAGGAUCUGGUGGCUCCUACCCGGGACUGCAAGUUGAACACCCUGGUCCAGAUCUCAGUGAUCCAUCCAGCGGAGCAGAGUGUGACAAGGUACUCCAGCACCGAGACUGUUGAGGGAACAAGAAACCCACUGUUUCUGACUGGAGUGACAUUUCCACCUGAAUACCCUAUCUAUGAGGAGACCAGCAUCAAGCUAACAGUCUAUGAUGUCAAGGAUAAAUUUCAUGAAACGGUCCGCACCAGUGUCUUGCCUGAGAACAAGGAACCACGGUCAGAUGUCGGUCGGAGCUUUUUGGGCUGUGCUAGUUUUAAAGUAGGGGACCUGCUGAAAUCGAAGGAGCAACUGCUAACCCUUAGCCUAAGAACUUCCGAUGGUGGAAAAGCUGUUGGUUCUAUAGAAGUAAGCCUUUUGAAGAUGGGGGAGAUAGAGGAUGGGGAAGCCGACCACAUCACAACAGAUGCGCAGGGACAAAAGUGUGCAUCAGCCUGUGAGUGCAUAGUCCCAGAAGGCAGUGGUGGCAAGGACAGCUCACUUUUCUUGAAUGAAGUAUUAAAAAAUCCAGUGUUUAAGUUAUAUAGAUUCCCCACAUCUGAUAACAAAUGGAUGAGGAUUCGAGAGCAGAUGUGUGAGACCACAUUGUCUUUUCAUAUUCCUAAGAAUUUGAUCUCCCUUCACAUAAAUGAGGACUUGAGAAGAAACCAGGAGCUAAGGGAUCUCGGUGAGCUUGCACCACACUGGGACAAUCUACGCAAAAAUGUUCUUGCUCACUGUGAACAAAUGGUGAACUUGUAUCAGGACAUUUUCACGGAACUUGGGAAGCAAACAGGGUCAUCCUUUCGAUCAAGCUGUAGCAAAGGGGAGAAGACAUUAGAAUUCGUUCCAAUAAACCUGCAUUUGCAAAGAAUGCAUGUUCAUAGCCCAGAAUUAAAAGAUGCAUUAUAUGAUGUCAUCACAGUAGGCGCACCAGCAGCACACUUUCAGGGAUUUAAGAAUGGUGGUCUUCGGAAAUUACUCAAUCGAUUUGAAAUGGACAGGAGAAAUACUGGAUACCAGUUUAUUUACUAUUCACCUGAAAACACAGCAAAAGCAAAAGAAGUUCUCAGCAACAUCGAUCAACUCCAGCCUCUUAUAUCAACCCACGCGGAUCAGCUACUUAAUUCUGCCAGGCAGCAUUCUCCAGACAGCCUGAAGAAGUCUUUAAAGUUGCUUUCAGAAAAAACAGAGCUCUUUGUGCAUGCCUUUAAGGAUCAGCUGGUCAGAAGUGCCCUUUUAGCUCUCUACACAGCCAGGCCAGACUAUGUCCUCAAGAAACCAGCCACCCCCAAGAACACUGUAGAAGAAAAGGCUAACUCUCAAGAGGGGACCAAGACUUCCAUCCAAAGGCAGGACUCAAUCCCACAUCACUCUGACUAUGAUGAAGAGGAGUGGGAUAGGGUGUGGGCCAGUGUGGGAAAGAGCCUCAACUGCAUCAUUGCCAUGGUGGAUCGAUUACUUGAACAAGAUGGUGGUGUCAAAAGCAACAGCAAUGGUGGAGGCAGCGAAGGUGAACAGGAUCCUACACUAGCAGAGAACCUUUGCUCUCAUCCUAGGAGGCUACACCAUUUUCAAGAACAAAAUGAUCUAAAAGGAUUACUAGAAAAUCUUCAGCAAAAUGUCCGGGUCAAGAAGAGAAAGAAUGUAGAAAUCAUAUGGCUGGCUGCAACGAUUUGCCGCAAGCUCAAUGGGAUUCGAGUUACUUGUUGUAAAAGUGCCAAAGACAGGACGUCUAUGUCAGUGACUCUUGAGCAGUGCUCUAUCUUGAGAGAUGAACAUCACCUGCAUAAGGACUUCUUCAUCCGGGCUCUGGAUUGUAUGAGAAGCAGACAAUCGCAGGGAGUACUGAAUGAAUCGGAUGAUCCUGAGACAGGCUGUCUAAUUGAUAACAAGCCAACUUCUCGUCACUUCUAUCCAGUCGCCUUGCUGCUUGUCAGCUCACACCUGCUGGUUGUGUGGCUCAUUUUAAGUCUUGCUUUACUAUUAGCCAAAUAUCAAUAA
This is a messenger RNA of Gracilinanus agilis (Agile Gracile Mouse Opossum), 2175 nucleotides long. It is a transcript of the gene INPP4B, whose product is annotated as inositol polyphosphate-4-phosphatase type II B. Gene Ontology annotation, cellular component: cytoplasm. NCBI's taxonomy places the organism in Eukaryota, Metazoa, Chordata, Mammalia, Didelphimorphia, Didelphidae. Bases 1 to 2175 code for a protein of 724 amino acids. The transcript is spliced from 20 exons. Gene Ontology annotation, molecular function: phosphatidylinositol-3,4-bisphosphate 4-phosphatase activity. The record is from RefSeq and is a predicted model, not a curated record.